AUGUCAGCGGCUCAGACCCAGAAGGAGAGCAGCGAGGCGGGCUGGGGCUGUCUGGAGGCUCUGGGUCUCAGUCAGAAGGAGCUGGUCCUGGCUGAGGCCCUGCAGAUGGAGUACGACGCCCUCUCCAGACUCAAACAGGACAAGAGCGGUCCGGGAAUUAGCCAGGCCGGAUCCAGAGCUCCCACUCAGACCCGCUCCAAGACCCCAAAUCCCUCCAUCGAACGCCCCCGACCCAGCCCCAGCCAGCCCAUUCCUGCCUCCACUGAGGGAAGCCUGCUGAGAGGCCUCUCUGGAUCCGAUUCCUCACUGAACCAGCCAGGAGGGUCCCAGUCUCCACAUUCCAUCCCAGCCAGGGCGCUCCCUCCUCAGGGAGGCUACGUCAAAGAGUCCCUGUACAUCCUCGACAGUCCAGAGGUCAGCAAGUUCAGAGACUAUUCAGGUUCCAGCCUCGGGGACUCACUUGGAUCUGGAUCCGGGUUUCUUUCCAAAGGAUUCCCCUCUCUUCCAGAUGACGUCCCUCCCGCCAUCCCACCAAGAAACCCUAUCCCUCCAUCGUCAGGGUCAGAGAACCCCUUCCUGCCCCCUCGAGGGUCCACCGCUCCCCGAGACGUGAACCUGUUCACGCCCGAAGUGGAUCAGCCCAAAGUGACCUCUGGAGAGCUGAACUACGACAACAUCAACGACUCUUUGUCCAGACUCAACGGGAGCCGGCAGGGGGGGCCUCGAGGCCGGAGGCCCAACGGGGACCAAUCAGGGAAGCCUGUGGCUCGAAGUAAGACCCUCCCCCCUCAGGUGCCGCCCAGGACGUAUGUACCUGUUCCCAAGAGCAACAAGAACCAGCGGCGGGUGUCUGCAGACCCGGUGUCUCUGCGCUCCAGGAUGAAUGGAUUUGGAUAUGAACUGUUCCAGGUGUCAGAGGAGAGAGACGAGGAGGUGGCAGCUUUCUGUCACAUUUUACGUUCGGCGUACCCGUCCAGCGACCAGUCGAAGAACGCCGGCUUCGUUUGGUCGCCUUCAGUCGGUCAUGAGGAGCUUCAUCAGGGUCUGGGGGUCAGCGUAAAGGUCACCGUCAUCAGUGAACACUUCAGAGAACCACUCACCUUUACCUGUGAUGGCUCGUCCACGGUGGAUCUGCUGAUCUAUCAGACUCUGUGUUACGCUCAGGACGAUCUGGAUCACCUGAACGUGGACGAUUACCUGCUGAAGGUCUGCGGACACGACGAGUUCUUCAACAACUCUCAGACUCUGGCUGGUUUGGAGUUUGUUCAGCAGUGUCUGAAGUUCGACUGGGACGUCCGACUUUUUCUCACCAAGAGAUCAGACAUCAAAACAGAGCUGUCCCGCACGAAAGAAGACGAUGAGACGGCGUCCACCAUGAACCACAGCAUCCUGCUGCAGGAGCGCCCAAUCAAACAGACUGUCACCAGGGAGGCUCUGACUCUGCUGUUGGACACUUUUCAUAAUGAAGCAGAGUGCUUCCUGCUGUCGGAGGUGGAGCUGCCGCUGCACGUUGAGCGUCUCGUCCAAUCGGUGAAGGCGCUCUGCAGUUCGUUAGCUGCCGUGGAAACGCCCGAUGUGACCUCUGCCCUCAACCAGCUCCCAGCAUGCCCCUGUCGCCUGCAGCCCAAAGUCCUGAAGGAUGCUUCAGUGCUGGCUGUCAGAGAGAACAGAGAGAAAGUGGUGGAGAAGUUGACGGCAGCCAUCUUGGAUCUGGUGGAGCUUUACUGCAGCACGUUUAACGCCAACUUCCACACGACACCGCAGAGUCACUGCUGCACGGCGCCGGUGCAGGAGGCCGGCCUCGUCACCAACGUGCUGUCCUUCAACGUGUACGCCGCCCACAGGAUCCCCAUCACCUGGGCCGCCAGUUACGAGGGUUUCUUCCUGUCCUGCUCUCUGACUCAUGGAGGGGAGGAGCUCUGCGCCCCGCAGCACACCAGCAAGCAGUCGGUCAGCAAAUACCUGUUCCACCUGGUGGUGUGGGACCAGAGGGUGUGUUUCCCGGUGCAGAUCAACCAGCUGCCCAGAGAGUCUCAGCUGACUGUGACUCUGUUUGCCAGCUCUCUGCCCCCCCCCGGAGGAGCUGAGGACAAGGGGAAGCAGCGUCGCAGCAUCGAGGCUCUGGGCUGGGUCACCAUGCCGCUCUUCAACUUCAGACACGUCCUGACAUGUGGGAGGAAGUUACUGGGUCUGUGGCCUUCGACCCCAGGGAGGAGUGGAAACGCCCGGACGAGUUCACCCAACUUCAGCCAACCAGACAGUGUCAUACUGCAGGUGGACUUUCCCACCUCGUCGUUCGAGGUUCGCUUCAGUACCCCUCCUCCAGCAGACUUCUGUCCUCAGUACGACUUCUCCAGACUGGACACCAUCAGUCAAAUCCAGCUGCAGGACGUCCUGCACAAGAAGGCCUUCUUCUGGUUGACGACGGAGGAUGAGCGCCUGCUGUGGGAGAAGAAGGCCUUCUGUCAGGCUGAGAGUGCAGCGCUGCCUCUGGUUCUGGCCAGCGCCCCCUGCUGGGAGUGGGCCUGUCUGCCCGACAUCUACGCCCUGCUGAGACAGUGGGCAUGCCUGGGCCACCUGGACGCCCUGGGACUCCUCCACGCCUCGUUCCCGGACCAGGAGCUGAGAAGGACGGCUGUCCAGUGGAUGGACUCCAUUUCAGACCCAGAGCUGCUGGACUUCCUGCCUCAGCUGGUCCAGGCUCUGAAGUACGAGUGUUAUCUGGACAGCUCUCUGGUUCGCUUCCUCCUACGGAGAGCCAUCGGGGACGUUCGCAUCGCUCACUACCUCUUCUGGCUGCUGAAGGACAACCUGCAGGACAGUCAGUUCAGCGCUCGGUAUCAGCACCUUCUGGCCGCUCUGCUCUGCUGCGUCGGCCGAGGUCUCCGGGACGAGUUCGACCGUCAGUGCUGGCUCGUCUCCAUCCUCGCCAAGGUGGCUCACAAAGUGCGAGAUGCCACGCCGUCCAGCAGACAGUCCAUCCUCAGAGAGGGUCUGGAGGAGAUGAAGCAGUUCUUCUCCAUGAACAGCAGCUGUAGACUUCCUCUCAACCCGGCGCUGCUGGUCACAGGAAUCAACAUCCAGUCAUGUUCCUUCUUCAACUCCAACGCUGUCCCUCUCAAACUGUCCUUCCAAAACCUGGACCCUCUGGGAGACCACAUCAACGUCAUCUUCAAGUCAGGAGACGACCUGCGGCAGGACAUGCUGACUCUGCAGAUGAUCCGCAUCAUGAACAAGAUCUGGAUCCAGGAGGGUCUGGACAUGAGGAUGGUCAUCUUCAAAUGCUUCUCCACCGGCAGAGGGCGAGGUAUGGUCGAGAUGAUUCCUCAAGCUGACACUCUGAGGAAGAUCCAGGGGGAACACGGAGUCACUGGAUCCUUCAAAGACCGUCCACUGGCCGACUGGCUGCUGAAACACAACCCCACUGACGAGCAGUAUGACAAGGCGGUGGAGAACUUCAUCUACUCGUGUGCCGGCUGCUGCGUGGCGACCUACAUCCUGGGCAUCUGCGACCGCCACAACGACAACAUCAUGCUGAAGACCAGCGGUCACAUGUUCCACAUCGACUUCGGGAAGUUCCUGGGACACGCGCAGAUGUUUGGAAACAUCAAACGGGACCGCGCCCCCUUCGUCUUCACCUCCGACAUGGCGUACGUCAUCAACGGAGGAGACAAACCGUCCAGUCGCUUCCACGACUUUGUGGAUCUGUGCUGCGAGGCCUACAACCUGAUCAGGAAACACACACACUUGUUCCUCAACCUGCUGGGCCUGAUGUUGUCCUGUGGGAUCCCUGAACUGUCGGACCUGGACGAUCUGAAGUACGUCUACGACGCACUGAGACCUCACGAGUCUGAGGCCGACGCCACCAUGUACUUCACCAGGUUGAUCGAGUCCAGUCUGGGCAGCGUCGCCACCAAGCUCAACUUCUUCAUCCACAAUCUGGCCCAGAUGAAGUUCGCCUCGUCGGAGGAUCGUCCCAUGCUGUCGUUCGCUCCCAGGAUUCACACGGUGAAGAGCGACGGCCUCAUCAGGAAUCUGUACAUCUGCAGACACAUCCGCACCACCAACCCCAGCAAGGCAUACGCCUUUGUGGUGAAGGUGGAGCGUGAAGGUCAGCAGGAAGUGCAGCUGGUUCAGAGGACGUUUGAAGAGUUUCAUGAACUUCACAGUAAAAUGAGACUCAUCUUCCCCUCAUCCAGACUGCCCAGCUUCCCGAGCCGUUUUGUGAUUGGUCGGUCCCGAGGUGAGGCGACGGCUGAUAAGAGGAAAGACGAGCUGAACGGUUACGUCUGGCACCUGAUCCACGCCGGCCCGGAAGUGGCCCAGUGUGACCUGGUCUACACUUUCUUCCACCCACUGCCCAGAGACGAGAGACCAGGGACAACAGCAAGCAAACCAGCAGAGAUCUCGUGGUCUCCAGCUUCAGGGAAAGAGCUCGGUGAAGUCAAACUGUCCAUCUCCUACAAGAACGACAAACUCUUCAUCAUGGUCAUGCACAUACGAGGACUGCAGCCCCUGCAGGACGGGACAGACCCAGACCCCUACGUGAAGCUCUACCUCCUCCCCGACCCCCAGAAGACCAGCAAGAGGAAGACCAAGGCAGCACGACGCACCUGUAACCCCACCUACAACGAGAUGCUGGUGUACGAGCGGAUCCCUCGGGGGGACCUGGACCAGAGGGUGAUCCACCUGCGGGUCCUGGGUGACGGGGCUUUCUGGGAGAACACCUUGCUGGGAGAGACCUUCAUCCCCCUGAAGAAGCUGGUCCCGGGUCAGCACUGGGUGGACUGGCACCAGCUGGGCGCCGCUGGCUCUGACUCCGCCCACUGAUGGACAGGAAACAGGAAGUGGCAGAUGUAAAGGAAGAGAAGAAGAGAAGCAGUUGUCCUCACGAGGAGGACAAAGGAAAAAAAGGAAAAAUCCUUUCAAAGUAAAAGCCAUGUGGCUGAUCCUCCCUCUGUGUGGGAGGGAGUUUAAGGUUAAAGGUCACUUCACUGACAUCAUCACGGUUCAUUUCAAGCUGUUUGUUUAGUUUUUAAACACAGGGAGAACUGACUCAAUAACAUUUUAUUAGUAAUUUAUUGGAUUAAAAAAAUAAUAAGUUAAUUAUUUUUCUGACACAGUCGGCUCCUAAAACAUUUCAAAUUCUCCUGAUGUCAAGAAACAAACUGCCCAGUGAAGUCACUUCAAAGUUAAUGAGUUAAACUAACAAAGUAGUUUUGAAUUAAACUUGGCCUCUAAUGUCACAUGUAUAUGUGAACUCUAAGCAGAACUUUCACUUUUACACUUUUUAACUUGAAAACACACAGUCACAGUUAGUUUUAAGACUUUUAAAGACAUUUGAAGAAUAAAUUAAAAAAGGAAAUGUCUUAAUUUAAAUGAAGAACUCUGUAUGGACUCACUGCAGGCAGACAGACUGUCUGCGUCCCAGGCUUCAUGAGAUCAGAGGAUGAAGGAAGCCGUCCGGUCUUCACAUCGUCUGUCCCCCUGACAUGAUUUACCUAUGAAGUGAUUUCAGUGGCUCAGAGUGGCGUCCAGUUUGGAUUCUGUUUAUUUCUCUCUGUCUGCACAUGUUGCUCAGAUGUGAAUGAAGUCGUAGAUGUGGCAGGUGAAAUCAUCAGAAGCUCUAGAAGAAAAACAGAUAAGUUAAAAAUGACAUGCUGGGAAACGCACGCUGGUCAUGGAUGAAGGUGGAGAAGGUGUUUAUCUGCAGGGACGAUGACGAACAAACAGCACAUUAAUGUUCAGAAGCUGGUUCACGUUUUACACGAUUUCAAAUAAAUGAAAAAGUAAAUGAAAAAGAAACUUUUUUUUUUUUUUUUUGAAGAUGAAUGAAAUUCUGCAUCAUACGAGAGAAACCCCAUUUUUGGUCAGUUGAGUCAUUUCCCUUAAGGAAUUCCAGUGACAUUUUUUCCUGCAGCUUUUUGUGUCCCAAGAAUAAAAAGUUGAGUCAGUCAGAGACGGAGCAAACACACAAAGUCUUGGUUGUGAUUUCAGCACAAAGUAUCAGAGAAGAUGAAUUUUACCUUUUUGUGUUUGUGUACAUACAGAGUUUUAGCUUAAAUGUUGCUAACAGGAAGUCGUGUUCAUAUCGAGUGGAGUGGAUCCGACCGGUCUUCUGGUUGGUUGUUGCAGGAUAUUUUUUUAUAGUGUGGAUGUGGAUUUGAUUUUGAAGCUUUGAGGUGGAUCUGUUCUGCAUGAGAGCUUCGUAAUGUCUGAGGGAUAGAUCCUGACAGGGGGACAUGUUGUUCUGUUUGCCUUUAAGCUCGUCCCGCUCUGGUUUUUUUCCUCUCAGAUCUCAAUAAUCUGCUCGGCCCCUCCGGCUGCUUGUUUCUACAUUUUAUUCCUUCUCUGCCUGUGAUUUUGUACUUUUUGGGAAAGUUUUGUGGCCAUUUUUAAACUGCCUCUCUGGGUUUUUAAUGAUCCAGGCUGCAGUGAAUAUUGAAGGGGAGCCAAUUUAUUUUCUGCAGGUUGUUUUUUGCGCUGUAGACGAGACAAACUGAGGGGACGAACCUGCAGGAAACAAACUCCACUGAUCUGCUCUGUUCACCACUCUUCUCCAAAUGUUAAUGUCAACAAUUCAGUCGAACUGGUUUCCUGAGAUAUUUUCAAGGACUUUGUCUUUACCUUUGACCCUAAUGCUCCUAAUUAUCUGUUUGCUGCAGCUGAGGCUCAGCGCUUUGGUUUAAACCCAUAUUGAGAAUAUCAGGGCUGUAGCCAUCUGAUGCUGGGGGUGGUUGACUGACAGGCAGGCUGUCAGCUAACAUGGUACGGUACUGACUGAAUCAAGUGACAGCCCUGUAUGUCCUUCAAACACUGAUGCAACAUCCAGAGCGUGUGUGAGGUGAAUCUUAGAGGCGGUGUGAUCACAUGAAGUCAAAGAAAAUGCAGAAAGAUGUGACUAAAGAUCAGUCAGACAAACACACAGAAACACCAACACACACACACACACACACACACACACACACACAGUUGCUGCGUAUGUGGCUAACAAGCUUCCAGAGAGUCUGCACAGGAGGCGUUUCAGUGCAGUCCACAUCUGUCAGAACAGAUACACUUUCAUUGAUCCAGCUGUCUGCACAGGCUCUGCAGCACACACACAAACACAACCUGAAAUGUAUUUUCACUCUUUGAGGCUAUUUUCUUCCAUUUCCUGUGCGUAAGUACAGCGAUUGUUUGUUGGAUCCUGUGAAAACACAGGUGACCUACACUCAGUACUGUACCUGAACACACCCUGACACAGAUGACUGCAGCUGUUUCUCAGUUUCUCAGAUGUACAGGCCUUUGUAUGAUGAUUAAUUCUAACAACCCCUGAACGUUUCGUAGUUUUGUCCAUAAGAGUGAAAUAGUGUAUAUAUUAUACAUUAUAUAUUAGAGAAAACUGACCCUGGAUCUGCCAUGAAUGAUUCAGUCACAUCCCUGCUCCUCUCACCAAUCACAGCCUCUGAUAAACUCUGUUUAUAGCCAAAAAUAUUCACCUGUAAGCUGUGUGCUUACAUGCUGGGGUGCUCAGUGUGUCCAGUAGUCUGUAUAAUAAAUACUAACCUGCAGUCGGAGCCCAACCUGUGGGUGUAACAUUACUGUGAACCACAGCUCAGACCCUCAAACAACCGAAAACUCAGUGUUUGGUGCUCGGCAGGCUGGAUUUUAAUGUACAAUUGUGUGCCUUGUACAAUAGCUUGGUUUUUGGCGUCUGGUAACAGGCUGCCUGUUCUACCUGUGUCACAGUGACAGUCACAGUGUUACAGCUAACAUUUGUACAGUCACCAUGUUGGCUGUUUAGGAGAAUACCACUUUUGACUAAAUAUAGGUUACACAAAUAAAAAGUAACACCAAGGAUAUACAGUAUAUACAGAUAUUUUAAAAAAUGAAUUUUAAUUUCAGUUCAAUGUUAAUAUUCAAAAGGAUGCAUUCAAAUCAAGACCACACCCCAAACCUCUAAACUAACUCAGAAAAGUGGAUUUAGUCUUUAAAAAUCUGUUUAAACUCUUUUUUUAAAAACUGCAGUUUAUGAAAUAGAAUUCAGUAAAAACUUGAAUUGAUGAGACUGAGCUUCCCGAAACGUUAAAACACAUUUAUCUAUGUGAUGGAAAAGAGUGGUGUGCAGCAAAGUUCGUGAGUUUGAGUCCUGACCCCUGAGACUGCAGGGAGAGAAUGUAAGUUCAAAAUGAACUGGAUCUUUAUUUGUACUGGACAUACUGAAGUUAAUGAAAAUGUGAUUGGAUUUCCCACUGCAGCAUAGUCGGAGACACCGUUCUGAUUUAGUUUCAAACAUAGAAAGAAGCUGUUAUUAAUGUGUAACUUUAAUUUUGGAACAUGUUUUGUAUUAUUUGCACUAAAAAAUAAACUUGAAUCGAAAAAAGUA
Molecule: messenger RNA, 8365 nt
Organism: Seriola dumerili (greater amberjack)
Lineage: Eukaryota; Metazoa; Chordata; Actinopteri; Carangiformes; Carangidae
Gene: pik3c2b
Product: phosphatidylinositol-4-phosphate 3-kinase catalytic subunit type 2 beta
Exons: 32
Coding region: 1-4830 (1609 amino acids)
Biological process (GO): phosphatidylinositol-mediated signaling; phosphatidylinositol-3-phosphate biosynthetic process; cell migration
Cellular component (GO): plasma membrane; phosphatidylinositol 3-kinase complex; cytoplasm
Molecular function (GO): 1-phosphatidylinositol-4-phosphate 3-kinase activity; 1-phosphatidylinositol-3-kinase activity; phosphatidylinositol binding
Source: RefSeq, a predicted model, not a curated record